UGUAUCCCAUUCACUAAUGGAUUGAGUUAAAAAUUGUAUUUUGGUUUUCCAUUAACUAUUAAGAACUCGAGUGUAUUAUUUACCCAUUAACGAACAAUAAACAUAUUUAAUUGAGUAUCAGAAGCAGCUGGAAAUAAGGCGUUAUGAAGAGUUUUCCAAACAUUUGUAUCUAUUUCAUUUGCUUUGUGUACCUUUCACGUUCUCUACGAACGGAUGGUGAUUUGUUACAGCAACCUGGUUGUGUAAAAAAAUAUUUAAAACAAUUAAUACAAAUCAAUCGAAAUUAUACGGAUUCUCUUGAGGCCUGUAAUGAUGAAGACAACAUUGAUCGCCGACCACCACUAGAUAUUGAUCCCGAGGCAGAAAUAGAGAAACAUAAACAGACGUCACAGGAAACAUGUUCGGAUUUGACAGCUUGUAAUCUCAUUACAGAUGCCCAUGAAUUUUUCCAUUGUCAUUCAAAAACCGCCGCCACAAAUACGAAUAAAUUUGUUAUAAUGCAUUUGAAUGCCUCAUCCAUGAUCAUUGAGUUAAAUGAUCAAUAUGAUCCAGAAGAAAAGGAAAUUUUACGUUGCCAGUUGGCUGCUAAACGUAAAUAUAUUUUCGAAACUUAUUCGGCCUACAAUGAUCAUCUGAAAUGUUUGAGUGCCACUAAAGGAAAAUGUAAUAAUGACAGUACAAUAUCUCAAUAAAUCAU
Molecule: messenger RNA, 697 nt
Organism: Calliphora vicina (urban bluebottle blowfly)
Lineage: Eukaryota; Metazoa; Arthropoda; Insecta; Diptera; Calliphoridae
Exons: 2
Coding region: 144-692 (182 amino acids)
Source: RefSeq, a predicted model, not a curated record